Molecule: messenger RNA, 2703 nt
Organism: Cyanidioschyzon merolae strain 10D
Lineage: Eukaryota; Rhodophyta; Bangiophyceae; Cyanidiales; Cyanidiaceae
Product: replication factor C subunit 1
Exons: 1
Coding region: 1-2703 (900 amino acids)
Biological process (GO): DNA replication; DNA repair
Cellular component (GO): DNA replication factor C complex; nucleus
Molecular function (GO): DNA binding; ATP binding; ATP hydrolysis activity
Source: RefSeq, a predicted model, not a curated record
AUGCCGGGCCCGAGCCGCAAGUCAAGCGUUUCCAGGAGGCGCGUCAUCAUCGACGAUGACGAGGAGGAUGCCCUUGGUGCAGACUGGGAACCGGAGUCGGCCUCAGCGGCUACAGCGCAAGCACGAGAAACGACGCCACGCAAACGGGCAAGGCAGAGCGCAGUUGAAGAAGCUGAAGCGCGCUCCACUGGGCUCGAGCAAAGCCCUCAGCGAUCGUUAGUCAACGUGGACGAGCACCUUGUCACGCCACCCAGAGUGACGCAAGCCCGAGCGGGAGCACCUCGGGGCUCUUCACCAGGUGAGAACGUCGCGGAAGCUGAGACACCAACACCCAGUCGAGAGAGCAUACGACAGCGCGUCUGGGAGCACGUUCAACAGGUCAUGUCGCCUCCGUUACGUGGGAAGAAGGCCCCGCCACCUCGUGGAAGCCCCGACUGUCUUUCGGGCUUGAACUUUUGCAUCACAGGCGUAAUGGACUCUUUGACGCGCGAGGAGAUGGAGGAUCUCAUUCGUGCCAACGGUGGUCAUGUUUGCAAGAGCGUCACGCGCAACCUGAACUAUCUUGUUGCCGGGGCGGAUCCAGGACCCAAGAAGAUGCAGCUCGCUGCAAGCAGGCCCAGCAUCACGGUUCUUGAUGAGGAUGGUGUUUUUGCGCUGAUUCGAGAGCGCUCGAGAGACACCAAGCCGCCUGUGAACCCUCAGUUGGAGCAGGCACUGGCUCCGCCACCAAAAGGUCGACGGCCGUCGCCACCGCGUCCCCGCUCUGAUGCCGCUGUGCCGAGACAGGAGACCAAGGAGAAUGUGCCCGCGCGAAUGAAUGCCCAAGCAGAGCUGUGGACAGUGAAGUAUCAUCCGCGGCAGGCGACAGAGCUCCUAGCGAAUCCGGGUGUACUCAAGCAACUCGAGGAUUGGUUACGUACCUGGAGCCAGGUCUAUGGCGCAGCUGAUCAUACCAGCAACCGAUCGAGUUCAGCGAAUGGUUCAAGAGGCCGCAUUACGAACGGGAACAACAAACUUCCGCGGGCAGCGCUGCUUGCAGGUCCGCCUGGAAUCGGAAAGACGAGUGCAGCUCAUGCUGUUGCUCGGCAAUGUGGCUACGAACCUAUCGAGUUCAAUGCGAGUGAUACACGGAACCGUUCUUCGCUCCAUGAAACCGUAGCCGAGUUGCUGCGCUCGCGAACGAUGCAUGCCUUUGGUCAGGGGCGCCCACACUUGGAGUUAGCCGGCACCAGCAAGGGUCUUUGGAGAAACAAAUUACCCGCUCCGCAGGGCCAGGUACUCAUCAUGGAUGAAAUCGACGGCAUGUCAUCGGGUGAUCGCGGGGGUCUCGCGGAACUCUCGCGACUCAUUAGAAAGUCGCGAGUACCCAUUAUCUGCAUCUGCAACGACGAUUCGAGUCCGAAUUUACGAACGCUCAAAUAUUCAACGCUUUACCUGCGCUUCCGCCGCCCGAUGUGGAGCCAGAUUAGGAAACGUCUGCAGGAGAUCGCCCAGAAAGAGGGUCUGCGCGUUGACGAUGCCGCCUUGGAGAAGCUUGCUGAAGCGUGCCACGGGGACAUUCGUCAAAUGAUUACCAUGAUGCAGCUCUACAGCGGAAGCAGUUCAGAACGCCUCAGUUACAUGGAUGUGAAGCAGUUGAACGAAUUCCUGGGCAAGACUUUUGAGGAUCAGUCUGUUUUCCAGUUGUUCGGUCUGUUCUUCCACAGCCCGGGAUGGCACCUCCCAGGACAGACGCCGCACGUGGACCCGCGCGUCGACCAUGGAGCACUCGAGUCAUCGGCACAACUACCGGGUUUGAGCGACCUGUUUGAAACUUUUUUCAUGGACGCGGAUCUCCUUCCGCUUAUGGUUCAGGAGAAUUAUCUGCUCUUCACCAAUGGAAAGCGGAAUCCCACACAUGCACCGUACGCUCUGCGCUGCAUGGCUGAUGCCGCGGACGCGAUUUCCUGGGGAGACCUCACCAACGAUCAGAUUCGUCGACAGAAUCGCUGGGACCUCAGCAACGUGCUGGCCUUUUUAUCGUGCAUCCUGCCGGGUCACGCCAUGGCCGGAUCCCAGAUGAGCGGACGACCUAAUUUCCCAUCCUGGCUGGGCAAGAACAGCACAACAGGGAAAAUGCAGCGUAUGCUGAGCGACUGGGUGUUACGAUUUCAGGCUGCACGUGGUCCAGGGGGCGCUCUUGGCGGCGCUGUCGACAGGCGUGCCCUGGUGCUCGACUAUCGGCCGAUGUUACCGUACCGGCUCGUCGUGCCUCUUGUACUGCAGGGUAACGAUGCGCUUCCAGGCGUCAUGGAUACGAUGGAUGUGUACUCGUUGACCCUGGAACACUGGCGUUCGCUUCUGGAUGAAUUAUGGCUUAGACCAAGUGUUGAGGUGCCCGCUAGUAUCAAGGCUGCGCUGACGAGAGCGUACCAGCAGCACGAGCACCCCGUUCAUCUGGUGCCGCUUGGGCGCCGCGGUGUUCCCGAGCGCCCCCAGGACAACGAAAACGAAAGCGUCGGCGACGGCAACGCAGGUCUACUCGAUGCGGAUGGUGCUGUCGUCAUUGAUGACACCCGUGGAGCAGCUGCACCAGACACCGGCACCGAAUCGGAAACGGAUACAGCGGCGGAUGCGCUCAUCGUUCAGCCGCGAACGACGGGAAAAAAGAAACCUGCAGCCCGUAGAGGCUCGCGUAAAGCCUCCAGAAAACUCUUGGCCUAA